Messenger RNA from Salvelinus fontinalis (brook trout), 2085 nucleotides. RefSeq names its product general transcription factor II-I repeat domain-containing protein 2-like. Lineage: Eukaryota; Metazoa; Chordata; Actinopteri; Salmoniformes; Salmonidae. The coding region runs from base 265 to 2085 and encodes 606 amino acids. The record is from RefSeq and is a predicted model, not a curated record. The transcript has a single exon.
ACAUAUGUCAGAGUCAAGGCCCGCGGGCCACAUCCGGCCCGCGAGAAGGUUUUUUACGGCCCCUGGGAUGAUCUUGAUUUAUUAUUAGAACCGGCCCGCAGACCGCAGCAAGCCGGCAGCCCGCAGAUCUUUUACACGCACCAAUACUACAUUUCCCACAAUGCAACGGUGACGCACCGAGCAGUAGGCUGCUUCAUUUCAAUAUUUAUUGGCACAGCAGUCGUCAGCAUCACAGUAAAAUUAACUUUCAGAUACCCAUCAAAAAUGGCAAAACGGAAGGUGGACACUGAGAACCGGGGGUUUCAAACAAGGUGGGAGUCGGAGUAUAUGUUCACGGAGGUAGCUGGAAAACCUGUGUGUCUUCUGUGUGGAGAAAGUGUGGCGGUACUGAAAGAGUAUAAUCUGAGACGACAUUAUGAAACGAAACACGCGGACAAAAACAAGAAUAUGGACAUGGAACAAAGGCUACAAAAGGCAGAGGAAUUAAAACGAGGCCUCAAAUCUCGACAGGCUCUGUUCAAAAAAGCCAAAUCACAAGGCCAGGCUGCUGUCAAGGCCAGUUUUAUUUUGGCAGAAGAGAUCGCUAAAUCAGCCCGGCCAUUUACGGAGGGGGAUUUCAUCAAAAACUGCAUGAUUAAAGUUUGUGACGAAGUUUGCCCAGAAAAAAGGCAACUCUUUUUAAAUGUGAGUCUGAGCAGAAACACCAUUGCCGAGAGAGUAGACCAGUUGUCCAUCAAUCUAAAAGAGCAGCUUGUGAAAAAGGGAAAAGAUUUCAUUGCAUAUUCCUUGGCUGUGGAUGAGAGCACCAACAUUUCUGACAUUGCCCAGUUGUCAAUUUUCAUCCGCGGAGUGGACUCCAGCCUAAGCGUGACAGAGGAGUUUUUGGCUUUACGUCCUAUGCAUGGCACAACUACGGGGCAUGAUUUGUAUGAAGAGGUGUCAAGAUGUGUAAAUGAGAUGGAGCUGCCUUGGGAAAAACUCGUGGGUUUGACAACCGACGGAGCACCUGCGAUGUGUGGACACAGGAGCGGACUGGUGGCGAAGAUACGGGAAAAGAUGCAAGAGGAAAACGCGACAGGUGAGCUGACAGCUUAUCAUUGUAUCAUACACCAGGAAGCGUUGUGCGGUAAAGCCUUGAAAAUGGAGCAUGUAAUGAGCAUCAUCACGCGCACAGUUAACUUUAUCAGAGCCAAAGGUUUGAAUCACCGCCAGUUCAAGGCAUUUCUGACGGAGUUAGAAACGGAGCAUGGUGAUUUGCCUUAUCACACAGAGGUGCGAUGGCUAAGCCAGGGAAAGGUGCUUCAAAGAUGUUUCGAGCUUCGUGAGGAGAUUUGUCUGUUCUUGGACAGCAAAGGGAAAGACACAACACAACUCCGAGACGAAAUGUUUCUGUGUGAAAUGGCUUUUCUGUGUGACAUUACGAGUCAUCUGAAUGCAAUGAACUUGCAGCUGCAGGGUCGGGAUCAUGUCAUCUCUGAUAUGUACAGUACAGUGAAGGCAUUUAAAACCAAACUGACUCUGUGGGAGACGCAGAUGCGGAAAGAAAAUUUGAGCCACUUUCCCAGCUGCCAGACCAUGAAAGAGAAGCUCUCUACCAGUGCGUUCCCGAGCGCACAGUUGGCUGAUAAAAUAGGUAUGCUUGCCGCUGACUUUCGACGCCGAUUUGCUGACUUUGAAGCACAAAAAAGCAGGUUGGAACUGCUCGGUAACCCAUUUGCUGUUGACGUGGAAAGCUCACCACCAAACCUCCAAAUGGAGUUGAUUGACCUCCAAUGCAAUGAUGCACUGAGGGCAAAAUAUGCGGCAGUGGGUGCUGCGGAGUUCGCCCGUUUCCUCCCCGACACAAUGCCCCAGCUGCGCAUCCAGGCUGCUCAAACGUUGUCUAUGUUUGGCAGCACAUACCUGUGUGAACAACUGUUUUCUUUGAUGAACCUGAACAAAACAUCACACAGAAGUCGACUUACUGCUGAACACCUCCACUCAAUUCUGAGGAUUUCCUCAGCUCAGAGCCUUACCCCGAACAUUGAUGAACUUGUGGAAAAGAUGGGACACCACCAAGUAUCACCCUCAACCUCAAACAAGUGA